AUGUUAGAUUGGAACUUGGUGCUCAUUGCUAUUCUUGCUGAUGAAGAAGAAAAACCAGAAGCCAGAAAGGCUUUGAAAGAAACUAUUCCCAGUUUUGACUCGGUGUCCCUAAAACUACCGGAUGUUGCUUCGGCGUCCUUAAGAUAUAUUUUUUUUCGGGGUAUGCCGAGGUGUACCUUGACACUUUUGACCUGGCAUGCCGUGCCGAUAGUGGGCGCCGGGCCUUAG
Arctia plantaginis is the source of this 228-nucleotide messenger RNA. NCBI's taxonomy places the organism in Eukaryota, Metazoa, Arthropoda, Insecta, Lepidoptera, Erebidae. The record is from the annotation of a GenBank genome assembly.